CAAGCCAAGUCUUCUAUCAAACUUCAUAACUAUCAUUUGCUCCAACUUCCUAAGUCUUUACCUCUCACUCACACAUCAAAAUUCAUAAUAAUCUUCGUUGCAACCCACAUCCAAUCAUAUACAUAUAUUAGGUUAUAUACUUUCAUUGUAUCUCUCUUGUCCUCUUUAAAUCCCACUUUAACAACAUUUUGUGUACUGCAUCAUCUUUUUAUUUUUAUUUUUAUUUUUUUAUUAUCUAGAGGCAUUUUUUGGGAUCGAUAUGGAUCGCAUAGCAAAGUUGGCACAACAAAAGGCGGUUGUGAUCUUUAGCAACAGCUCGUGUUGCAUGUCCCAUGCCAUCAAGAGGUUGUUCUAUGAACAAGGGGCAAGCCCGAUGAUUCAUGAGCUUGAUGAGGACACAAAAGGGGGAGAGAUGGAGCGGGCUCUGACGAGGCUUGGGUGCAACCCUGCAGUUCCGGCAGUGUUCAUAGGGGGGAAAUUUGUGGGUUCUUCUAGCACCGUCAUGACCCUCCAUCUCAAUGGCUCCCUUAAGAAGAUGCUUUUAGAUGCCGGAGCUAUAUGGUUUUAGUAAUGAAAAUUGAGCAUGAGAUCUUUUGUCUCAAACACUUGAUUUUCCCCUACUACUACUUCUUAGUGCUAAGCGGCUUUAAUGUGUACCUUGUAUGGAAAUUAAUGAUAUAUCGAGUUUACCAUGGUUAUAUGGUUAUAAUAAAAUGCAAUAUUGUUAUAUUA
This is a messenger RNA of Camellia sinensis, 732 nucleotides long. Its product is annotated as monothiol glutaredoxin-S10. The record is from RefSeq and is a predicted model, not a curated record. Lineage: Eukaryota; Viridiplantae; Streptophyta; Magnoliopsida; Ericales; Theaceae.